AUGGGUGCUGCCUUCGUGGCGACCAAUUGCAAUCAUCAAUACGACGGAGAGACCAUCUCAUGGGAGCCUUGCGGCGAUGUCAGUGGAAAACCGGUCGAGUGCUCUAACAUCACCGUACCGAUGGACCAGUUCGACGCCGAGAACUCUGGCGAUAAGACUUUCUUCAUCCCUCUGAUUCGGCUGAGGGGCGGUGAAAACGCUACAGAAAACCUCCUGCUCAAUCCGGGCGGACCUGGCGGUAGCGGGAUUGAAUUCAUCUUCAGGAGGGGCAAGCAGCUGUCCGACAUCGUGGGCGAUGGAUUUCACCUCUUGUCGUUCGAUCCGCGCGGAAUCAAUACAUCCACGCCGAUGGCUUCUUGUUUCCCUACCAAGGAAGCCCGUCAAAACCAGGGCGAUGUCAGAGAUGACGAACUUGUUCACGACAGCCCUGAAGUCUUUGCGUGGGCACACAACUACGUGCAAGCUUGUGCGGAUACGAUGGACGAGCACGGUGCUUACAUCAACACCCCCCAGACAGCUGCCGAUAUGAACAGCAUUCUUGACGCUGUUGGCCAGGAGGAUAUGGUCUAUUGGGGGUUCAGUUACGGAACUAUCCUUGGCCAGACUUAUGCCAGUCUUUUCCCCGAUCGAUCAAAGCGAGUUAUCAUCGAUGGAGUAGCCAACAACUUCGUCUGGUAUGGCGACUUCCUGGACACCGAGCAAUUUACCGAUACCGAAAAUGUGCUCGAAGGCUUCUUCGACGAGUGUAUCAAGGCUGGCAAGAAUUGCAGUCUGUCUUCCCUCGCAGACACGCCAAAGGAGCUACACAAGCUCGUCUUCGACUAUGCAGCAAACCUUAAGGAGCAGCCACUCAGCGUGUAUGUCAACAGCACACUUUAUGGUCUAUUCGACUUUCCCAGCCUGUUCUACAACGGAAUCUUCCCAUCGCUGUACAAGCCAGCGUCUUGGUACUCCCUGGCCGACAACCUCGCCAAGCUGCUAAAAGGCAAUGCUACGGAUGCAUGGCUCGCCUACAGUGGCCAAGGGUGGGGACUGGAAGGCGAAGGGAACACUUUCGUAACCGCGAACGAUGGCAUGUCUGGCCCAGAAUACUGGCCUCAAUCGCGACGAGCCCUUCUCGACGACAUUGUGGCCAAGUUCAACGGAAGCCUCUUUGGCCCUACGGAGAAUGCUGACGCCUACGUGCGACAGCAGUGGAAGGUCCCUAGGACUCACAACUUUACCCAAGAAGAAGGCGUCGAGACAGACCAUCCAUUGUUGAUCUUAUCCACAACAUACGAUCCCAUCUGCCCGCUCGUCUCCGCCAAAUCCGCCAACCGCGCAUUCGCUGGCUCAAAGAUCGUCGAAGUUCAAGGCUACGGCCACUGCUCAGUAGCCGUCUCGUCGACAUGUCUUGCCAAGAGAGUCAGAGACUUUCUGUACAAUGGCACACUCCCGGACGACUAUACGAAGUGUGAGGUGGACGGACCUUAUUUCAUCAAGCCGGAAGAGGACGGAAAGGUUGUUGCGCAAAAGGCAUUCGACAACGCUGAGGACGAGAAGAUCCACAUUGCGCAGCUUGAGCUCGCGAAGGAUUGGGAUUGGAGGACUCCACGUCCGAUGUUGAUGUAA
Molecule: messenger RNA, 1611 nt
Organism: Zasmidium cellare ATCC 36951
Lineage: Eukaryota; Fungi; Ascomycota; Dothideomycetes; Mycosphaerellales; Mycosphaerellaceae
Exons: 2
Coding region: 1-1611 (536 amino acids)
Source: RefSeq, a predicted model, not a curated record